CCCCUGACUCUCCAAUUCUGUAAAUCUCUUACACCACUCAGAGCUUCCUCAAGAUCUUCCAGGAUGAAGAUGAUAUCGGUAUCAUGCAUUGUUAUGUUUCUCGUUUCACUGGUGAUUACACAUGCCAGGACUAUCGAGCCAGUUUUCAAAGAUGAAAGUGAAUCUUCAGUUUCAAGAAAUGCCGAGGCAGCACUGAACAGUUUAAAACUGUUUGAUGAAGCUCAUAAGCUCUCACUUGAAGCUUGCCUUGCUCUCCCCAUAGAUUUACAGGAUAAGUGUUUAAAGAAAUCAGGAGCUCAUCUGCAUGAAGCUAGAGCAAUUUUGCAAGAAUUUUUCAAAGAAGGCCAUCCUUGUAAUGGAACAGGAUUGUGUGCAAAAUCCGACUCUCAAAUUGAUAAUUACCUCGUUAUGAAUGAGCUCGAUGACGAGCUACGUGAUAAUGAGAAGGUUUGCUCAGUAUGUAAAAAGGCGGUCAGGGAGCUAAUUAGCAGGUUGAAGCAGCCUAAAAUGAGGUCAAAGAUAGUUGAGGCUCUUUUGGACUACUGUGAAGAAGCAGAUGAAGAUGAAGAUCAGUGCAAACGGAUGAUUUAUCGGUAUGGUCCUGUCAUCUUGCACAAGCUGGAGAAGUUCAAAGCAUCAGAGAUGUGCUCCAUGAUUGGAAUGUGUGAGGAGGAGAUAGCCAUGAAGAUUUAAGUCAAUUUGUAAUUAUCAAUUUCAUCUUUGUUCCUGUUUAAAAUAAGUGCGAAGGUGUUUCCUCUUGUCCCUUGAGAUGAACUAUUUCAUCCCCAAGAAUACUAGUUAAAUACACGUUUUUGCUGUUAUUAGAGUCAUGUAUGUAAUAUUGGAAUUUAUGGUAUAUAAUCCAUUUCAUAAGAGAUGCAAUUUCACUCAAACACCAUGUACUUAUUUGAAUAUGAAGCAAAGUGUACAAUCAAAUGGUUCACAGAAAAGAGAUCUUUUUACUCA
Asparagus officinalis (garden asparagus) is the source of this 966-nucleotide messenger RNA. RefSeq lists its product as uncharacterized. NCBI's taxonomy places the organism in Eukaryota, Viridiplantae, Streptophyta, Magnoliopsida, Asparagales, Asparagaceae. Bases 64 to 693 code for a protein of 209 amino acids. Gene Ontology annotation, biological process: lipid metabolic process. The transcript is spliced from 7 exons. The record is from RefSeq and is a predicted model, not a curated record.